AUGCAACUCAACACCACCGAAAGGCCGGAACUCAAGCCGAUAUGCCAAAUCAUCACUCCAGUGGGGAUGCUAGGCUACGGCUUCGACGAAGCCCUCACGCACUACGAACUCUCCCGCCUUGUACCAACCGGCAUACCAACGGCUAUUAUCUUGGAUUCGGGCUCGACAGAUAGUGGACCGCAGAAACUUGCUCUGGGGUCUAUGUCGUGCCCGAGGUCGGCUUACGAGAAGGAUCUUGCCAAGUUACUCAGGCUUGUUCAUACGUUUCAUGUCCCGUUGAUAUUUGGGUCUGCUGGUGGUGAUGGGACGGAUGAGCAUGUUAAGGCUAUUGGUGAGGUUAUUGAAGAGAUUGCAUCAGGGGAGGAGAAUAAGGCCUAUACUUUCAAUACGAUAUCGCUAUUCUCCAAUAUCAACAAGACAACCAUACUCGAGCGCUUCAAACAAAACCGCCUAACCGGCUGCGGCCUCUGCGUUCCACCAGCAACAGAGUCCGAGAUUAAUGAAUCCCUUCGCGUCGUCGCUCAAAUGGGUUACGAGCCCUUCUUCGACGCCAUGACCGCCAAUCCCGACUUCGACAUCAUAAUCGGCGGACGAGCCUAUGAUCCAUCUCCAUACGUUGCCUUUUGUGCUUACCAACUCACACGCCAGUCAAACCAUCUCAGCAAAGAAGAGCUUCAUUCUAGGCUUGGUGGGUUCUAUCACAUGGGCAAGAUCUUGGAAUGUGGAGGACAGUGUUCAUUCCCAAAGUCCCAUGGUGCUGUUGCUACUGCUUAUGAGAAUGGUUUAUUCGAUGUUCGACCGACGGAUCCUCAGUCGAUGUGCACGCCUUUAUCUGUUGCUGCGCAUACGUUGUAUGAGAAUACGAGGCCGGAUGUUCUACGAGGGCCGGGAGGUUCACUUCAUCUUGAUAGCUCAAAGUAUGAGCAGCUCUCUGACGGAAAGUCUGUCAGGCUCGAAGCUGCACGUAUUGUUGGUUAUCGCUCUAUGUUCAUGGGCAGUAUUACAGACCAUAUCCUCAUUUCCCAGAUUGACAAACUACUGGCCCGCGUCAAGGUCUACGUCGACCAACAACACCCCGAGAUCACCGGCCAAUGGAACCUCGACUUCCACGUCUACGGCAAAGGCCAACACACGCAAGCCGGACCAGUUCAGCUCUUCAUCGUUGCUGAAGCACUCGCGCCGACACAGCAGUUAGCCAACAGCAUUGCCUCCAAGGCAAGAGUUGGAAUGAUUCAUGCACCGUAUCCUGGGCAGAAAGCGACUGCAGGAAAUUUUGGCUUCGGCCUUGGUGGACUUAUGGAGAUUGAACUUGGUCCUUGUGCUGAGUUCUCGUUGUAUCAUCUCAUGGACCUUGAGCCUGGUGAAGAGAGGUUGGCUCCAGGUGCUGAUAGGUCUGUGCUCGAGGGACCGUUGUUGAGAGGUACGGUCUCUCGAAUUGGCAAAGGGUCUACGAACGAGACCAACGGCACUAACGGGCACAUUACUUUGCCUGAGGUCAAUGGCAAGCCUCCUCUCCGGACGAGCACCAGUCCUCAGCGUUCACCUAGUCCCCCAAGCCAAACCAUCCAAAAGCCCGAGACACUAUCAGACCUAUUUCGCAUUAUCCGUUCCAAGAACGCUGGUCCAUAUGAGAUCACGAUAGACGCCAUGUUCGCAUCCACCGAAGCAUAUGAAGCUAUCAAAUCAUCCGAUUUCCUCUCAGCCACCAACGUUGCGAAGGCCAUCGGCAUCUCAGAGGAAGAUAUCAUCUGGAUUGGUUUCUUCGACCCCGCUAUCUCUUUCAAGGUAACCAUUCCCAGAAUCCGAUCGGGUAAGAAGAAAUCUGCCGGCGGGUUCAUGGAGAACGAUAUCCAUGGGUCACAGGAGCACAUAGGUCUUGCGAGCCUGAAGCUCCCUAAAGAAUUCAGCUUUUAG
Molecule: messenger RNA, 1914 nt
Organism: Fusarium tjaetaba
Lineage: Eukaryota; Fungi; Ascomycota; Sordariomycetes; Hypocreales; Nectriaceae
Exons: 5
Coding region: 1-1914 (637 amino acids)
Source: RefSeq, a predicted model, not a curated record